AUGGAAGGAUCGGAAGGUUCCUCCAGUGGGAGUUUUAUUCUACCUCCUAACCCUAUUAUGAGUAGCACCCAGGUUGGCGAGCGCUCAUUUGGUGGUAGUCGACCGAGAAGGAGACUCAGACCACUCGAUUCAGAUGACGAUGAAGAUGGUGGAAACGUCUGGGAUGCCGACGCUGUACCAUUCCCUAUUCUGACUCACCCAUCUGUUUCUCCAGUUGGGAGCCAUUUCAGCGAAGAGGACGAAGAGCCAGGUGUGGGUGUUGAUGGUGGUAUUGACGUGGUCUCUGUUCACUCGGCUGAUGAAGAGGAUAAUAAUGAGACAGAGGCUCAAGAUUUGGACAUCAAGACAUUGCGUCAGCUCAAAGGCAUCUCAGCGGGUGCACGCAAGAAGACUGUUCGGCGACCACUGCCCAAGUUGGAUCCACCAACUCUUCUCGGUGAACGCGGACUUCCAGCUCUCUUAAAAGACUUUCAAAAUGUCCGUUUCAAAGGCCGUGGUCAUGAGUUCGAAGAUCUGGAUAAGUUGAUGUUCAUCUAUGAGUCGUGGGCACACCGGAUGCUACCUAAGUUCUCUUUUAUGGAUGUGAUAGAACGGCUGGAGGCGGUGGGGUCCAAACGAGAGGUCCAAGCAGCCCUUAAGAGUAUGCGGGCUGGCACCUGGCCACCAACAAUCACCUCUGAAUCCAUCCAUGAUAGCAGUGACAGCAAUUCGGAAAACGAGACGCCAAUACCUUCGGCCAAUCCACCCAAAAAUGAGGAAAUGCGAGAUUUGCUACGACUUCCUGAAGACGGGCCAAAAUCGCCUUUUUCUCUACCACGUCAUCCUCUUGUGCCCUCCACUUCGACGGCGGUUAUGGUAAGAGAGCACGAGGAGGAGGAGGAGAGUGUGGCAGCACGAAUUGAGAGGAAUCGUCAAGUGGCUUUGCAGCGUCUGGAAGCCAAACGACGUAAAGUGGAGCGGUCUCCACCGGAUUUGAAGUCACUUCAUGUCUGGUGUGGAUGGGAGUUCGCAGCCGUCUCUCCUGAUGCGCCCGGCUAUUCGAUAUGCUGUGAUAAUUCCUUGGGUGACCAAGACGUAGGUGUGGAUGGCGGUGUGUCUCGUAUGGAUGAGUUUAUUUGUUGUAACAUGCGUGAACUUGUGAAAUGCGUGCAUUGCAAGGCGUGA
Messenger RNA from Echinococcus granulosus, 1164 nucleotides. RefSeq names its product TIMELESS-interacting protein. The record is from RefSeq and is a predicted model, not a curated record. Gene Ontology annotation, molecular function: DNA binding. Gene Ontology annotation, biological process: replication fork arrest; DNA replication checkpoint signaling; DNA damage response. The transcript is spliced from 4 exons. Lineage: Eukaryota; Metazoa; Platyhelminthes; Cestoda; Cyclophyllidea; Taeniidae. Bases 1 to 1164 code for a protein of 387 amino acids. Gene Ontology annotation, cellular component: nucleus; replication fork protection complex.